Drosophila sulfurigaster albostrigata is the source of this 694-nucleotide messenger RNA. RefSeq lists its product as uncharacterized. The transcript has 3 exons. NCBI's taxonomy places the organism in Eukaryota, Metazoa, Arthropoda, Insecta, Diptera, Drosophilidae. The record is from RefSeq and is a predicted model, not a curated record. The coding region runs from base 244 to 597 and encodes 117 amino acids.
UUCGCCGCAUAUGCAUCACAUGCAAUUUGCCAUUUCUAUUUUUAGUCAACGCAAUUGCAUUUAAUUUAAUUUAUCCACGCUUUCGUAUAUAAGCUUGAGUUUGUUAUCAAUUGUGGACAAAGCAUUACGGAUGGCAUUGUGUGAAGGUUGACAGAAAACAGAAAUAAACUUGAAGAUUACAAAGUUUACUUUGAUUUUAAAAACAAGUAAAUAAGUAAAUAAAAAUAUAAUCCACCGAUCAUAAUGAAAAUUGUGAUAUUUGUGUGUUUACUUCCUCUGAGUUUGGGAGCAAGGUGGCAUAUAAGUAAUUGUCCUUCGGAGUGUCCCGAUACUGAGGAUAUAGUCUGGGCCAUGGGUCAAUACUGCAACGUAUUUCGCAACAAAUGCUUCUUUGAUGGCGUCAAUUGCUUUCGAUGGUCCAUAUUUAUGCGACCCAUGAGAAUAGUCGACAAAGUAGAGUGUCAAAAGCAUUGCGACUCAGAUUGCUCGAAGAAAGGUCCACCAGUAGUUGAAUACUACAAAACCGAAGUGAAACAUUUCAGAAAUAUAUGCGAAAGUAUUUUGCACACCUGUCGAACUGGACAAAUAUUCGAGUAACAUGGAAAUGGAUUUUCUUUAAAUAUACUUUGAGUAUGUUAGUUGUAUUCAUUUUUUUUGUUUCUCAAUAUUUUAUUUACCAUAAUAUGUGUACACU